This is a messenger RNA of Dryobates pubescens (Downy woodpecker), 1125 nucleotides long. Its product is annotated as bone morphogenetic protein 2. Lineage: Eukaryota; Metazoa; Chordata; Aves; Piciformes; Picidae. The record is from RefSeq and is a predicted model, not a curated record. The coding region runs from base 1 to 1125 and encodes 374 amino acids. The transcript is spliced from 5 exons. Gene Ontology annotation, cellular component: extracellular region. Gene Ontology annotation, biological process: SMAD protein signal transduction. Gene Ontology annotation, molecular function: growth factor activity; cytokine activity.
AUGCUGGCGACCAUCCUGUUGCUGCUGGCCCUGGCCAAGCCGACCUGCCCGAGCUCGGCUGGUGCGGGGAGCCGGAGAGCUGAGGCACUGAAGAGGCUGCUGGAAGUCUUUGGCAUGGAAGACCCUCCCCCGCCUCCGGCACACGUCAAGCAGCCACCCCAGUACAUGGUGGAUCUAUUCAACACUGUUGCCAACGCAGAUGGUGUCACCAAGAACCCUGACAUCCUGGAGGGCAACACUGUCCGCAGCUUCUUGGAUAAAACUCACGGUGAAAAGAUGAGGUUCCUCUUCAUGCUCUCCAGCGUGGCCAAGAAUGAGAAGAUCCUGACAGCUGAGCUGCAUCUCUUCCGCCUCUGGCCAAGGCUCACUGACGGGCCCAAAAGGCAUCACUUCUGCCAGGUCACCAUCUACCAGGUGCUGGAGAGCGAGCCGGAGGUGCCGGGAGGGAAGAAGCUGCUGGCAGCCAGACUCGUCCCACUGCAGGGCUCGGGCUGGGAAGUCUUUGCCAUCACACAGGCUGUUCGAGACUGGACCGAGGAUGAAAGCAGCAACCAGGGUUUGCUGGUGACAGUCCAAAGUGUGGAUGGGAGCCCUCUUGACCCCCCCCCACUGCAGUUUGCAUCCAGCAUGGACCACCACGACAGCAAGAAGCCCAUGCUGGUCCUGUUCACAGAUGAUGGGCGCCGGGGAGCAUCCCUGCCCAUGGCUGACUUUUCAGACGUGCAGCCCCGGGCUCCCGUGGCCCCUGCCCAGCUGUCCGUGCCCAGGCUGGGUGCGCCCCGCAGCGCUCGCUCGCUGGACCGGCUGCAGCCCUGCCAGAAGCACCCUCUGUCUGUGGACUUCGAGGAGAUCGGCUGGGCGGGGUGGAUCAUCUCCCCCCGCGGCUACAACGCCUACCACUGCAAGGGCUCCUGCCCCUUCCCGCUGGGCGAGAACAUGCGGCCCACCAACCACGCCACCGUGCAGUCCAUCAUCAACGCCCUCAAGCUGAGCCAGGGCGUCAGCAGCCCCUGCUGCGUGCCCGACAAGCUCUACUCCAUCAACCUGCUCUACUUCGACGACGACGAGAACGUGGUGCUGAAGCAGUACGACGACAUGGUGGCAGGGAGCUGCGGCUGCCACUGA